Molecule: messenger RNA, 2734 nt
Organism: Erpetoichthys calabaricus (reedfish)
Lineage: Eukaryota; Metazoa; Chordata; Cladistia; Polypteriformes; Polypteridae
Gene: shld2
Product: shieldin complex subunit 2
Exons: 9
Coding region: 181-2532 (783 amino acids)
Biological process (GO): regulation of double-strand break repair via homologous recombination
Cellular component (GO): site of double-strand break; nucleus
Source: RefSeq, a predicted model, not a curated record
AACAUUUCUUGUUUUUCUUUGCAAACUUUGAGAUACAGUACAUGGAAGAAUGAGUUUCAAGCAGGCUAGAAAUGCCAAAGGCACCAAUGCUACAAUAUGCUUCUCACUCCUGAUAAAGCUAGAAAUGGAGAAAAAGUCAUAAGGGCAUAAGAUUUUGCACAAGCAUUUCAGAAACAGAACAUGGGAGACAAGCCAAAGAUUCACAUCUUUCUCGGUGCUCCUGUCAUUUCUGAAGGAGCAUUAGUGACAGAGAAAAUCAGGGGAGACUUUUUGGAAAACUGGAACACAAUUAAUCUUUCCUGUCACAAAGGGAAGCUUUGCCCACCACCUGGAGACUCCACCGAUGUUGAGUCAGUGGACAGAUCUCAGCACACAACUGAAAGGGAUCAUUUUAAACGGGUUGAUAGUGAGUAUUGCCCUAACCUAUCUCCAGUGAGCAAACAAAGUAAAAGGACAGUUCAACCCAAUGAAGAAAAGGGCAUAGUAGGUGACCCACACACCAAUGACCAGUCACAUUCAAUAAGCAGAUGUUCUCUGGUUUGUAAGAAACAGUCUGAUCAUUCAGUAGAAAAUGAAUAUCUGGAUACCUGCUUCCCAAGAGAAGGAACCAGGACACAAGUGGAGAGGAAUGCCUACAAUCCAGGGCUAAGUGUAAAUUCAGAAUUCCUGAGUGUGUGGGUAUCGAGUCAAGCUAUUUUUCUGAAGAGACAGCCCAAUUCACAGCUAGAAAUAGGCAAAAAUCCGGGAGACAUUGUCAACCAGUGCCAUGUGCCAGAUGGGGCUGUUGUUGUAAGUGAAGAGAGUUCCCCUGAGCUAUAUAGCCCCCAACCUAGUCAAGACUUGAAUCAUGCUGGUAACCAUAUUGCAACUAGAAAUAUUGCUUAUGUGGAAGAUAACUGCCAAAAUACAAAAUGUACUGAUUAUUUCAGCAAAGGACAGGAAGAAGGUGGUUUGGUUAUAGAAGCACGCCUUGGAGGACUUCUGUGUUCUCAAAGUGACAGUUUCUUAGAUGCAAAACAACCUUCCUCAACGUCAGAACCACCAGUGCUACCACUACGCAAAAAGUUCAAAAGAUCUCCAACUUCUGAAAGGACUGCGAAGAGAAUAAAGCAAUCUCCUUCUGUGACUGUGAUGCCACUUAAAAAAUGUGUAAACAAAGGAGUGCCCUAUCACAUUUUUGGCAUGGUGUUGAGUCCUUGCCAUCUGAAGGAAGUAAAAGCAAAAUCUAGACUGGCUAGUGGCUCAGCUAUUCCUUUAGCUGGCAUUGUUGUAACUGACCCAUCAGGAGCUGAAAUGAAAGUGUUGCUGUGGAGGGCAUCUGCCUUUUGGGCACUGACCGUGUAUCCUAAUGAUGCUGUACUCAUUACAGAUCUGACUGUGCAAGAGGAUCGAUGGAGAGAUGAGGUAGUCCUGCAGUCUAAACCAGUGAGCAAGCUUCUCAACUUGGGCCAUGUCUCUACUGUUCAUCCCCAGCAACUCCCAGAUUUUAUAGAAAGCACCAUGCUAACAGAGCUGCAGAACUAUGCAAAUAAGAAGUACAAGCACCUUCUCUCCAUUCCUUCAAGGAUCCCACAAACACCAGACACCAUACAACAUGCCAGGCUGGGGAAGCUGCAACAGGACACACUAGUUCAUGCUCUUCUCAGAGUCAUUCACAGCUCUGUGCUUACAGAGAUGACAUACAAUUAUAAGGGGCAGUCUGUGCAGAAAGUGGUUCUGACAGUGGAACAAAGUGAUGGACAGCAAGGAGCACUUGUGUUAUGGGGUACAGCAAGGACCUGGCUUCAAAGAAUUCAGAGGAAGAGAGACCUUGUCUGGGAUUUCAGGAUACUCAUGGUUCGAUGGGGAUCUCUGACAAGGAAUUUAGAGCUGCACACUACCCCCUGGUCAUCAUGUGAACCACUCUUCCCAGAUGACAAGCGCACACUGGAGUUCAGGAGCUGGGGCUGUCCACGGCAGUCUGCUAAAGAGAUGGACCUGUGCACACUGCUCUCUGAAAACUAUUCCGGGGAAGUGAAAUUUCGUGCCCACAUUGCUUCCUUGCGCUUCCCAGGCCCGGAUGCAGACAAUGUGAGACUGUUGGUAAACUUUGGCACUGCCCGCUGGAUGACUGCAGACUCCUUGUCUAAUAUCACUUUUACUGGCUGUGGACGGUGUUAUGCGGAAUUAAUGGCCGACAGCAAUGGAAUUUACCAUCUUUGUUAUCCUUGUCUGCCAUUUACUGGUGUUAAGCAAUAUUACAGGCCAGCUGAGCUGUCAGUGACAGAUGGAGAAAGGAUGGUCUUGCUACAGGUUCCAUCUUCUCUUGUACAGAAAAUCUUUCUAAAUAUUCCUCCAGAAAAACUGCUGACGGCAGUGGUGCCUUCAUCUACAGUGAAAUUUGCCCAGGUGGUCGCAGAUGUGUGCCGCUCUCUCUUGUCAAAUCCUACUGAUACCUACAGCUUUACACUAAGGAGUCAUUUCCUACUGGAUAAUAAUGGCAUACCAAUUCAACAAAACUUUGUUCUGCUGGAUUUCCAUUGUGAAUGCUGAUCAGUGUUCUCUAUUGUGCAUAUCUUAGAUGAAAUCAUUCAAUAAUGUAAAAAAUCGGAUAUUCUGAGACUAGUGUGUAACUCUGCCUGUGCAUUCAGCACAGUCAGCCCUGCAACCUCAAUAUGACCGAUUGUGUGCAACUUUUAAAACAGUCACAACAUGAAAUACUAGAACUGUGUAAUAAUAAAUUAUGCUGAAACAA